CUUCCAUCUAUUCCCCUUUUCUUUCGUCUCCCCCCGUUCACUCGCUCUCCAAAUCAGAGGCGGCGGAGAGAAGAGGCGUCACUCCCAGUCAUCUCUGCGGUCCGCCGCCGGUCUCCAGGGCGAUCCCCGUCCGAAUCCUUCCCGUCCUGCUCCCGCCGCUGCACCGCGCGAUGUCGGUGGCGGCGCCGGCGGCCAUGGUAGAGGGGUGGGAGGCGAUGCGGCAGAAGAAGAGGAGGAAGAGGCACAGGGAGGAGGUGGAGGUUGCGGUUUCUUCCUCGGAGUCUCCUCGACCUCCGGCGACUCCGGAUUCGAAGACCGAGUCUCCGCCCCUAGUCACUGCCGAAACCCUAACCUUGACGGGGGUGGCGGCGGGCAAGGGGCGCAAGAGGAAGAAGCAGGAGGUGGCGGCGGCGUCUUCGUUGGUGGAGGAGGCCGUCCGGAAGGAGGAGAAAAGGAAGGGCAAGAGAAGCAGACACGAGGCGGCGGCGGCGGCAACUCCAUCGCCGUCAAUCCCUGCGGCGGCGGCGGCCACCGCCCAAAUCUUGGAGGUGGCGGCGGCGUCUUCGUUGGUGGAGGAGGCCGUCCAGAAGGAGGAGAAAAAGAAGGGCAAGAGAAGCAAGCACGAGGCGGCGGCGGCAACUCUAUCGCCGUCGAUCCCUGCGGCGGCAGCCACCUUCCAAAUCUUGGAGGUGGCCGCGGAACGGGCGGCAGCGAGGAAGGAGCAGAGACGGGGUAAGCUGGAGCAGGGGCAAUCCGGCCAGCAGCCAUCACCCGUUGAUGUCCAUCCCCAAGGAGGGGAAGCAGUAGUUGAUGGUGGCGUCAGUGGUAGUAAGAGUGUCAGGAGGAGAAGCAGCGGCAAGCCUCGAGUGCUGACCGAUCAGGAGAUCCUCAGGAUGAGAAUAGCGUCGUUGAAAGAACAGCCAGUGCCCCAAGGCUUGGUCCCCACCAUGGCCAAUGCCAACUCCAUUGAUCAGGACCCCAAAUAUUCCUCGCCUUUUGGUGCAUUCUUCGACCAGUUCUGCUACAGACCUGAACGCCGGCAAGGUCGCAAUGCUCCAUCACUUCCGAAAACCCCUGAUCCUCCAGCCAGGCCGCCUCCUCGAGAUCACCUGUCAUUUCUGUCUUCUCAGCUCACUGCAAAUCAAAAGGCUGCCAAGACAACGACCUUGAACACAAAGCGACCACCCUCAGCCUCAGGUUCGCAAGUAGCGGUAAAGGCAAAAGAAAAGAAAAGACCUGAUGAGAAGAUGGACACGACGAAGAAGCCAAGAAAGAAACCACCAUUGCUUAGUGCUGCUGAGAAGCGGUCAGACAAGUACCGUCGCCUGCCGCUGAAUCAGCUGGUACCCCCGCCGCGUUCCCCUUAUAAUCUCCUGCAGGAGAGGUACGCACAUGACCCCUGGAAGGUCAUUAUAAUAUGCAUGCUCCUCAACUUAUCAAAAGGAGAUCAGGUCAAGAAGAAAUUGAAGGGCUUCUUCAGACGCUAUCCUGAUGCACAGACUGCAUGUACAGCUGAUCCUGAAAAGAUGGCAGAGUAUCUAGCACCUCUGGGGUUGCAGCGUGUGAAAGCAAACAGAAUCCAGAAAUUGUCUAAGGAUUAUGUUUCAGAGGAAUGGACCUACAUUACGGAGCUUUUUGGCGUUGGCAAGUAUGCCGCUGAUGCUUACGCAAUCUUUUGUGCUGGAAGAGCAACAGAGGUGGUUCCAGAAGAUCACAAGUUAGUUGAUUACUGGAAGUAUGUCUGCUUUGAGUUACCAACUCAGGCAUCACAGAAUGUGGAGGAGGCUGCAGGAGUGACUGGGCAGGGAAACUUUGCUCCUGCGGUUCAGCAAAUUGCUGUGAGCUGUUGAAAUGGAAAUACUGCUGCAUGGUGGUCGCAGCGCAAAUGCUUUUGAUGUUUUAGUUUGCAGCAUAAUGUUAUGUGAUGCUGUGUCGUGCCAUCUAGCUCUUAGUAUCCUUCUGAUCACUGUUAGGUUGCUGCCUGCAAGUAAGCUUGAGCUGCAGAUUUAACUUGGUAGAGAUGGAAGGCUUAUGGUAAUCAUGGCCAAAUUUGUUUUAAGGAAAAGCUAUAGCUCGCAUGGGUGAUUUGAGAGUUUGUCACUCGAAUUUCUGAUCACUCAAUCGCUCAUUUCAUCCAUCUGAUCCACUAUCUAGCCUGGCUUUCCUUUUUCUUUUUUCUGUAUGGCUGACAGUAUAAUCCCAUAUGGCAGCGACAUGCGCCUUUUCAUUUUGUAAAAUGCGUUGUAUUUUUCUCAGCUCGUUCUUUCUCAAACCCGUCGGGUUUUCAUUUCCUCCUUUUGUAUAAUAUAUUUCUUCUUGUGCUAUGUGUCAGUGAUAUCUAUCAACAUGAUGUGAACUGAUUUC
This is a messenger RNA of Setaria italica (foxtail millet), 2364 nucleotides long. RefSeq names its product serine/arginine repetitive matrix protein 1. Gene Ontology annotation, cellular component: nucleus. Gene Ontology annotation, biological process: base-excision repair. Gene Ontology annotation, molecular function: DNA binding; catalytic activity. NCBI's taxonomy places the organism in Eukaryota, Viridiplantae, Streptophyta, Magnoliopsida, Poales, Poaceae. The record is from RefSeq and is a predicted model, not a curated record. The transcript is spliced from 4 exons. Bases 171 to 1850 code for a protein of 559 amino acids.